AUGGAUAGCCCAUCAGAUUCGCCGCCAUUUGACGGCUCCCCUCUACCGCCUCAACUUGGGCUUCCCAUGAUUGUAGUAAUGGGAGUAACUGGGUCGGGAAAGAGUUAUUUCAUCAACAAGCUCGCAGGUCUUCCUGCGGUCGCAGAAGGGGCUCAAUUGGACUCAUGCACACAGCGAUGUGAAGUAGUACCCGUGUCAAUUGGAAGCACUCAAACUCUUCUCAUCGAUACACCUGGUUUUGAUGAUACCGACCGUACUGACUCAGAUAUCCUGACUGAGAUCGCAAGACUCCUUGCUAGCCAGUAUACUCUCGGUUUUCAGUUGAAGGGGAUCAUCUAUGUCCACCGCAUUACGGAUAAUCGUUAUACAGGUUCAGCCGUUAAAACGUUUGAAAUUUUCAGACGAAUCUGCGGAGACGAGGCGAUGAAAAAUGUAGUUCUUAUUACCAGUCGCUGGAACGAGAUUGACGAGCCGACUGGGGCGAGCCGGGAGCGCCAACUUCGCGAGAAAUUCUGGGCUUACAUGCUUGGUCGAGGCUCGUGUAUGAAUCGCUUUCAUGGCGACCGCGAUUCAGCUCGGACUAUUGCUGCUCAGCUACUUAUCAAAGAGACAGUUAUCUUGAAACUACAGGAAGAGAUGGUCAAUGGUGGUAUGCAACUAAAUGAAACAACUGCUGGCUCAUAUGUCAGUGACGGCCUCGAAGAGCUGAAAGCAAAAUACGAGAGAGAAUUGCAAGCCCUCGAGGAUCUUCGGAGAGAGCUUCAGGAGAGCGAUAGAAUGAUGAAGCGCCAAGUGCAAUUGGACAUACAGCGUGAAAGAGACCGUCUCAAAAGCGCUGAACAGCAACAGGUUAGUCUUGAACGGGACAUCGCGGGAGAAGUCCAAGAGGAAAUUCAGAAGGAGACUAAAAGGCAAAGAUUCGUUAAAGGGCUCAGUAAAGCCCUUCCGUUCGCCCCAAUGGCUAUCAACAUACUGCUUCUUUUCGUCGGCGUGCCCCCGGGCGUGGGUGAUCUAUUUACUUCUUGGCUCGGAGCACUGCUCGCUGGAGACUCAUCUAGCUAG
Molecule: messenger RNA, 1062 nt
Organism: Daldinia vernicosa
Lineage: Eukaryota; Fungi; Ascomycota; Sordariomycetes; Xylariales; Hypoxylaceae
Product: P-loop containing nucleoside triphosphate hydrolase protein
Exons: 3
Coding region: 1-1062 (353 amino acids)
Molecular function (GO): GTP binding
Source: RefSeq, a predicted model, not a curated record